UGGCAUCGGCAGGUUUCUAAGAAAAGUUACUUCCUGUCUUGUAGUAUUCUGUGGUCUGAUAGACGCUUUAAAGUUAAAACAGAUAUAUAUAUAUUUGAAACAAUUUGAGUGUAAAUGACUUUAUUUUGUUGUAAAACAUUAAUUUAAAUUUAGAAUACUAGUGUGGAUUAUGAUAAUUAUUUUUUAUUUCAUGAAUGAAAUAACCUUUAUCGUACAGUUAUGAUAUCCAGUGUGUGUCCACUUUCUUUUUUCCUUUUCUUUCCAACUGCUGGCCUGAAACUGCACGCUAUACCAGCGGAGGCAGAGAGACUAAAGAGACUGUACCCCGAAAAUGAACGCUUCAUUGCCAAUAUCCCCUCCAGGUAUUACGAAGUCAUCUACCCUGUACAGGUGAGACAGCACCAGAAGUUGGGUGUGCUGACCAGAGAUGCUAGUGCGAAUAAGGCAAGAGAGACUGGAAAGCAUUAUCACUCAACUUCUUUGCUUGUGAAGGCCUUCAAUUACAAAUUUCGACUUGACCUGGAACUCAACACACAUCUUUUGGCUCCAAAUUUAAUACAGAAACAUUUUCUACCAGAAGGAGCUCAGCAGAUUUCUACUCAGGAAAUAGAACAGUGCUACUAUCACGGCACGAUCAAGGAAUAUCCAGGUGGAAUAGCGGCUCUUCGAACAUGCAACGGCGUCAGUGGAGUAAUUCAUGUGGGUAACGAAACUUUUGUGAUUCACCCAUUCUAUGGAGGAGACUUAUCGCGGAAGCAUCCCCAUGUGCUUUUCCGGUUUUUUCCAGAAAAUAAAGGAAAGCAUACAUGUGGCAAUACUGGUAUGCAUGAAUGGGGUUUCAAGCAAUUCAGAAUAAGACCACCCACAAGAAUUAAGAGGGAUGUGAGACAAGUAUACAAAUUCAUUGAACUAGCUUUAGUUAUAGAUCAAGCUAUGUUUGAGAAUCGCAAUUCAACAAGGGCUGAAGUCGUUAGCGACGCUAUUCAAAUUUUGAAUUGCGUCGAUAUGUACUUCCGAACAGUAAAUACCAGAGUGUCUGUCGUAUACGUGGAGACGUGGGCGCACGGUGAUCAGAUUGAAGUCACUGCAGACGUUCGACAGACGUUGCUAAAUCUCCUGGAUUACACUUCUAGAAAAUUGUACAAAGUAGCAAAAGAUGCCACUCAUCUCAUUACAGGAAAGCAUUUCCGAGGCAGUGAAGUAGGCAUGGCCGUGCCAGACAGCAUCUGCACAGCUAAAGCAGUUGGAAUAAGUGAGGAUACUAACAUAUAUGAACCUCAACUAGUAGCUAGCACAAUAACCCAUAUGCUUGGCCACAAUUUAGGAAUGGGUCAUGAUCACUCGGAUGGGACAUCAGCAGGACCGGAGGACUGCAAAUGUCAAGACUGGUGGAGCUGUAUCAUGUCGCAGAAUAUUCUAGGUGAAAGUAAGAUCCAGCCAUAUCAUUUUUCUACGUGUAGCCUUCAGGAUUAUAUUAGGGCACUGCGAGUAGGACAUGGAAUCUGCCUGUUUAAUAAACCUAACCAAUUAGAAGAUUUCCGAACGUGUGGAAAUGGCGUGAUAGAAGAUGGCGAGCAGUGCGACUGUGGAAGCAUUGAAGAAUGCCUUCAAAGUGACCCUUGCUGUGAUCCAAUCACGUGCAAACUUCGUGUAGAAGCAGAAUGCUCUGCCGGACCUUGCUGUGAGAACUGCAAGUUGCGGCCAUCUGGCCAUUUGUGCCGUCCUGCUUUGACAGAAUGUGAUAUACCUGAGUUUUGCGACGGAAGAUCUGGACAGUGCCCCACUGAUUUAUAUAGGAAGAAUGCCAGCCCUUGCAACAAUGGAGAAGGUUUCUGUUACCAUGGUGACUGCCCUACUCCAGAUAGCCAAUGCGAAUACUUGUGGGGAUACGGGGCUGUGGCAUCUGAACAGGAAUGUUUUGCCCGUUUCAAUACGCAGGGAAGUCUAAAUGGAAACUGCGGGACUGACGGCAGAGGUGGCUACGUCAAGUGUGCAGAAGAAAAUGUCCGAUGCGGUUCGCUUCAGUGCCAAAGAGGGUCCAGAACUCCUCUGGUACCAGGUAUGGACAAGCAGUACUCGAGGACAAUAGUGUACCUUGGUGGAGCAGAAUACGAGUGCAAAGCAGUUCAGAAAUUUGACACUUCUCACAGCAAUAAAUCCAGAGCUGCAGGAUACAGCAUAGCAGUAAGCGGAGGUACUCUAAGUGUUCCCGAUAUUCCUGACUUGGGCAUGGUUCGAGACGGAACAAAAUGUGCUGAUGAAAAGAUCUGCGUCAAUCAAACAUGCGUCAGCGUGACACAGUUCAUUGAACCUGGAAACUGUCCCACAUCUCACUUGGGCCACAUCUGCUCCGGACAUGGGGUGUGCUCAAAUCUGAACAGUUGUUACUGCGAUCGUGGUUGGACAGCGUACGAUUGCAGCCAGCGGGCAGACGAGAGGGCACAUCCAGAAGGUUUGGGGCCCAUUCCCAAUCUCUUCACAACCCCCGAAGCUGCCGUACAGACCGUCGUCGCUGACUGGAAGAACAAAACAAUCAGGAGUUCCUUCGUUGUAACCAAGGGUUCAACACUUAGUACAACUUCGCUGGUAAUAGUUUUGGUUACAAUUGUAGGAAGUGUAUUUAUAUUUUUUGCUCUCCUAGCCACGUGUUACAGACGCAGCGGGAUUCUACCGAAAGGCGCCUCCGAUUAUUUGAAGAAGCGUUUCGGGAAAAAAUUGCAUAUGCCUUUAUCCGGCAAGAAGCUAGACGGUUCCCAAGAAAACGUCAAUCGUAUUAUUACUUUCGGCAGUAUGCCAUCUUACAGGGAGGACAAAUUGCAAGAGUUGCAGCGGCGAAAGCAAGACACUCCUCCUAAGUUGCCAGUGGAGAGCACGCAGCCGACAGGCGAAACUUCCACAUUCAUCGAACUGUCGCCGGAUAAUCUCACUCGCGUUCCUGAGAAAGGUAUCCUCAAGCAUGGCCGGCCGGAAUGCUGGGAAGAAGGAGACGAUGCAGGAGAUGAGAACAUCAUGGACUCCUCCAGCGAUGUAGAAAGGACUCUCAAGAAUAUCAAUGGCUAUCACGAAGAAAUACUCGAAGCUCUCCAUUCAGCAUCACAGAGGUUAGGCGAUAGCAAAAGAAGUCCUUCGCAAGAGAGUCACAAAAGUGUAGGAGAUAUGAACUAUUCUACACUUGGUAGCGUGAAAGGUAGAGAAGAUCAACGAGAUGACGAUAUGGAUGAACCUAUUCCUGUUCCAAUACGGAUUCGCAACCUCGAAGAUCUACUUCGGCAGCUGGAACACCAUCCUUUACAGCAGCAACAGCAUAUGUCUCCAGCAUGUUCAGACGAGAUCCGACUAAGCGAGCCGGAGGCGGACAGGCACUACUUGCUUGGCAGGCAAGACCGCUCCGGCAGCGAGGGUAAAGUGGACCCUGGUCUCCAUUACCUGCUCGGUCGGCUUCAGGCAAGUGGCGCUUCUUCCACCAAACGAGGGCACUAUUCCAUGGAAGAGGACGAUGAUGAUGAUGGUGACCAGAGCGGAGAUGAUGAAGGCAGUACUUAUUCUUCCCAUCAGCUAGUGAGAAGUGCGAGUGAGGAAGCUUUGCCCGUCACAAGCAAGAGAGACUAUUCUUAUGCCAGAAAAUCCAAAGCUCGCCGUGUGCCAGAACCUUGUGAUUAUGCACCAAGUCCGCCGCCUUCUGAAGACUCGUAUGCCAACUCUUCAGAAGAAAACGCCUUCUUGCCGCCCCCAGCCCCGGCCUCGAUGAGGGGCGCCCGAACAGCCAAAGUAGAACCCGAGCCCCAAGGCCCGCCUUCUGCCAUUUCCACAGGCUCACUUCCAUCAGGUGCAAAGAGGAAAGCAAAGAAAAAAUUCCCGGAAUAUAAGAUGUCAUCUUUACGAACACAGCGAUGGUAACUGCACACAAGAUCAGCCCAGAUAUCCCCCCUUGCCACACAUCUCCGAAGGUCCCGAAGGAGUGUGCUAAUUCGGACAAAGAUCUGGUCUGUUUCUACGCAAAAUGGCGUAGCUUUUCUAAACAAGACUAAUAUAAGUAUUAAUAAUAUAUCCACGGCGCAAUGAGUUGAAGCGAAAAAAUAUUCAAUGCUGCCGAGCCAAAGUGUAACAAAUAAGGGAAAAAAUAAAAACCCUGUGGAGAUGACAUUCAUGAGUGGAUACACACGAUCAUGCUUGCUGGAAAACUCGGACAUUGUCCAUCUGUUAUAUUAGAAUACAGAAAAUACAGUGCUAAGAUAAACUAAAGAGCUGGCCGCGAGUUCAUGCUGUCAUCGGCUGCAGGUCAGCCAUCUUGUCAAAACUCAUCACAGACGCCGUUUAUAUCUUCCUGCCGCAGAUGAAGCACAGCAACGAUUUGCGGUUCAAAAAUAUGUUUAUAACUGUUUGCCGAAGAAGUAGUUCCAAUGCAUCAACUUUUCUGAUCAAAAUGGGCUUCUAAUUUAGAGAGUGCAAAGAGGGACCAGUGUACUAAACAGGAGAACGCAAUAACAUUCCAUUUGACGCUUUCAUUUUUAUUCAUAUUCUUUGUAUGAUAUUUAAGUAUGAUCAUGUGUGACCACCCUUUUAAAUCUGAAACGUGUGUAUAUCUAGAUGCAAUUUGAAGCAUCGCAAUCCACCCAAGUAAAGCACAGCUAACUUUAAGACACUCCGAUUUCCCGCUGGUAUUGCAGAAAAAUCAACACAAGAUAACAGCAAUAUAUAAAUUCUAAACUUACCUGAAACCUGUGUUUUCGAUCUUAUUAAGCCUGAAUCUAGAAAUACAUAUUUUUACAAUACGAAUAUCCCAAUAAAAUUACGUUUAGAUUCCUCUUAAAGUUUAAAUACCACAUGGCAGCAACAGCUAAUUAGAUAUACCAGUCACUUUCAGAAUUAUGGUUGCUUCCAAACUAAAGAAUUAAUUAAGGAAUAGCUAAACGGUGGACAUUUUGCAUGUUACGCACAAAAUGUAAAAAAGUAAUAUAAAGUUAUAUAACUAAAUCUAGAGGUCGUAUGAGGAGUUGCCCCAAAUAGAUAGCCGUUGCGGUGUACGCGUUUUGGAUAUAAGGGAAUAGUACGUAAACUCUAGUUGUGUUUAUGUGUUACUAAAGGGAUCGAACAAACACUUGCUCUACAGUACGAAUGAAUUCAGAGUCUUUCAAAGUUAAGACCUUCUAUAAAGAAGAGUCUAACAGCUUGACAAUAUUUAAACUCCAAAGCCAGUAUUUCCUGUUUGCGGAGAAGUGCGCAGAUCCCAUUGGCGAUAUCAGUUUUAGAUAUUGGCACUUUAUCUGGCAAAAAGUACAAAAAAAGUAUAUCACUAGACUUCUAUAGACAUCCAAUUAAAUAAUGUAGUUCAUUUUAUGCAUUCUAUAAAAAGUAGCACAUUGAGAUUUGUUAACAUGUGUUCCAAAUUAGGAAACAGAAAAUCAUAAAUUCUUUACUGAGUAUAGAAUAUUUUUACGGAAUAAUUAUAGUCAAAAAAACUAAUGCCUAAUAUUUACGAAAUAAAUGGAAAAUGUUCCAUAUUAUGCCUGUUACACUUGCUUUGUAACUAACAUAGAUAGAAUUUUAAAAUAUAUAAAUGGUGUGAGCCGUUAGCUUUCAGUCUUUUAAAUCAACUACUCAGCUAAAAUCGUAAUCAGCAAUUAUUAAAUAACAAAGGGAAACAAACGGUACUUGCACUGAAAGUUUUAUUAGACUGAAAUUUCAAAGAGUAAGGUUAUAAAAGUGUCUUUUAUACUAUAUGCAUGACUAAAAAUUAAAGGAAGAACUUAAAAAGUGUCUUGUGGAACAUAAAUUGUACAUUCUGCUCACACAUUUCCCCAAGAAUGGGACAGUUCUAUAUCUCUCUUCUACUGGACCGAUUGAUGAAAUUUAAUUUGAGUUUUUCAUGUCUCGAAAGCGUAACUUAGGAUAUAUAUUAGAUUUAUAUAUUGUAUUGUUCUAGCAUACUUAUUUUGACAGAAAAUUGGACUUUUUCUGAAAUGACGUAGCAAUUUUUUCCAUAUUUUGGUUCUACGACUGGAAAUAUGCUUUCAAGUUUAAAUUUUGUAAAACUGGAUGAGAAACUUACCGAGAAAUUUAAAAUUUUAAAUUGGCACACUUUUUUCAGCUUGCGCCAAGAACUGGCAAAAUUCUUUCCAAGAACUGGAAAUCGUUAACCUAAUUUCCUAUCUAUUUUUUUGUGCAAGGAGGGGAAAAAAAAAAAAAAAAACGUGCAUCGUUCAUUUUUUUCACGUAAUUUAACAAAGUGUUUUAAAUCCCAUUUGACGUCAUUAACGCCUAUAACAAUAGUUUGGCUUAUUUAAUUAUGGCAAAGCACACUAGGACUAUCUGCCUAAGGGGAUGGAUGGGGAGGACUUUCUAAGGGAAACUGGCUCGUAUACACGUUACACAUGAGGAAAACCACGGAAACGCC
Stegodyphus dumicola is the source of this 6394-nucleotide messenger RNA. Its product is annotated as disintegrin and metalloproteinase domain-containing protein 11-like. Gene Ontology annotation, molecular function: metalloendopeptidase activity. NCBI's taxonomy places the organism in Eukaryota, Metazoa, Arthropoda, Arachnida, Araneae, Eresidae. Gene Ontology annotation, biological process: proteolysis. The record is from RefSeq and is a predicted model, not a curated record.